AAAGGCCAGAACUUCAUGCUGGAGGACUCGGCGUUCUGGAUCUUCGGAGGCUCCGUGCACUAUUUCCGGGUGCCCCGGGAGUACUGGAGGGACCGGCUGCUGAAAAUGAAGGCGUGUGGCCUGAACACCUUAACCACCUAUGUUCCGUGGAACCUCCACGAGCCAGAAAGAGGCAAAUUCGACUUCUCUGGGAACCUGGACCUGGAGGCCUUCGUCCUGUUGGCGGCAGAGGUUGGGCUGUGGGUGAUCCUGCGUCCGGGCCCCUACAUCUGCAGUGAGAUUGACCUCGGGGGCCUGCCCAGCUGGUUACUCCAAGACCCCGACAUGAGGCUGAGAACAACUUACAAGGGCUUCACCGAAGCAGUGGACCUUUAUUUUGACCACCUGAUGGUCAGGGUGGUGCCACUCCAGUACAAGCAUGGAGGACCCAUCAUUGCCGUGCAGGUGGAGAAUGAGUAUGGUUCCUACAACAAAGACCCCGCCUACAUGCCUUACGUCAAGAAGGCCUUGGAGGACCGGGGAAUUGUGGAGCUGCUCUUGACCUCAGAUAACAAGGACGGCCUGAUCAAGGGGAUGGUGGAUGGAGUGCUGGCCACCAUCAACUUACAGUCACAGAAAGAGGUGGAGUUGUUAACCGUCUUCCUGCUGAGUGUCCAGGGCCUUCGGCCCAAGAUGGUGAUGGAGUACUGGACGGGCUGGUUUGACUCCUGGGGCGGCCCCCACAACAUCCUGGAUUCCUCAGAGGUUUUGAAAACUGUGUCCGCCAUCAUCGACGCUGGCUCGUCCAUCAACCUGUACAUGUUCCACGGGGGCACCAACUUUGGCUUCAUCAACGGAGCCAUGCACUUCGAGGACUACACGUCUGACGUCACCAGCUACGACUAUGAUGCGGUGCUGACGGAGGCCGGGGACUACACCGCCAAGUACAUGGGGCUCCGGGAGUUCUUCGGCUCCAUCUCAGGGGCCUCUCUUCCUGCCCUGCCUGACCUUCUUCCCAAGAUGGCAUAUACGCCAGUAAUGCCAAGUUUAUACCUGUCCCUGUGGGAUGCCCUGCCCUACCUGGACGGGCCGGUCACCUCAGAGAAGCCAGUCAACAUGGAGAACCUCCCGAUAAACGGGGGGAACGGGCAGUCCUUCGGGUACACGCUCUACGAGACCACCAUCACCUCGUCUGGUGUCCUCAGUGCCUAUGCGCGGGACCGGGGACAGGUGUUUGUGAACACGGUCUCCAUAGGCUUCCUGGACUAUAAGAGGAAGAAGAUUGUCAUCCCCAUGGUCCAGGGGUUCACAACACUGAGGAUCUUGGUGGAGAAUCGCGGGCGCGUCAACUAUGGCACUAACAUUGACGACCAGCGCAAAGGUUUAAUUGGAAAUAUCUAUCUGAACGCGUCUCCCCUGAAAAAAUUCAAAAUCUACAGCCUGGAUAUGAAUAAGAGCUUCUUUCAGAGGUUCAGUGAAGACAAGUGGAACCCUGUCCCUAGCGUGCCUGUGUUCCCUGCUUUCUUCAUGGGGCCCCUGGUGGUCCCCCUCUCCCCCUGCGACACCUUUGUGAAGCUGGAGGGCUGGGAGAAGGGGGUUGUAUUCAUCAACCUCCAAAACCUUGGACGCUACUGGAACAUUGGGCCCCAGGAGACCCUCUACCUCCCAGGUGCCUGGUUGGACCAAGGCCUCAACCAGGUCAUUGUCUUUGAGGAGAAGAUGGCGGGUUCAGUGAUACAGUUCACGGAAACACCCUACCUGGGCCGGCGCCACUACAUGGGCUGA
Messenger RNA from Hippopotamus amphibius kiboko, 1764 nucleotides. Its product is annotated as beta-galactosidase-1-like protein 2. Bases 16 to 1764 code for a protein of 582 amino acids. Gene Ontology annotation, molecular function: beta-galactosidase activity. Gene Ontology annotation, biological process: carbohydrate metabolic process. NCBI's taxonomy places the organism in Eukaryota, Metazoa, Chordata, Mammalia, Artiodactyla, Hippopotamidae. Gene Ontology annotation, cellular component: vacuole. The record is from RefSeq and is a predicted model, not a curated record. The transcript is spliced from 18 exons.